Molecule: messenger RNA, 899 nt
Organism: Malania oleifera
Lineage: Eukaryota; Viridiplantae; Streptophyta; Magnoliopsida; Santalales; Ximeniaceae
Product: MYB-like transcription factor ETC1
Exons: 3
Coding region: 278-502 (74 amino acids)
Biological process (GO): cell differentiation
Cellular component (GO): nucleus
Molecular function (GO): transcription cis-regulatory region binding
Source: RefSeq, a predicted model, not a curated record
AGACCAACCAACCCAUUCAACUAACCAUCAAAGAGGGUAGGCUGCGGGCCUUUUCUCCAGCUACCAUUCUUUAUUUGCCUAAUACAGCAGAUAGCCGUUUGGCGUCUUCUGCUAUCUUUUCUUAUUAAUAUCAGUACUAAAGCGCCUCCAGUGACCCAACAGCAACCUCCCAAGGUCUCUUCAUUUAAUUCAUUCCGACAGGUGACUUCGAUACAUUCUGUGCCCUCUCUCUCCUCUCUCUCUCUCUCUCUCUCUCUUCAGUCUUCACUUCAAAUUAAUGGCUGACUCCGAACACUCUUCUUCUGAUGACAUUACUGUGAAUUCUCGAGAGGAAACCAGCGAGGAAUCAAGGGCUGAUUUCUCAGAAGAUGAGGAAACACUGAUAAUUAGGAUGUAUAACCUGGUUGGAGAGAGAUGGUCGCUAAUUGCUGGAAGAAUCCCUGGAAGAACAGCAGAGGAAAUUGAGCAGUACUGGAAUUCUAGAUAUUCAACAAGUGAAUGAAACCCUAGUUGAAGAUUUCUCGACAAAUACGAGAGGGUUUUGGAGUCUAAAGGCAGAUUGCAUGGCAAGGUUUGGGAUUUGGCUGAGUGUUAUUUUGGAUUGGGGAGAGAAAAAUAAAAGCUGUGUUCAGUAUUACAUGUUCCCAUCCAGUACCCAUGCAGCUGCUUUUCUCUUCUGUUGUGAUGUUUGAUGUUUGGUGUUUGGCUAUUUGUUUUCUUCCCGUGACUUAUUGUGAAUGUAAACAUGCUCAUGUGAGUCUUAAAGGUACAGGCUUCCUGUAAUUUCAUUUGAUUUGUUUUCUUUGGAACUACUCUCAAGGAUGGCACAUCUGCAUUGUCAGCCUCCAUUGUACUUGUCAACUUAAAUUUCCUAUGGUGAUCAUCAUCUUCAAAAUCAA